Molecule: messenger RNA, 473 nt
Organism: Adineta ricciae
Lineage: Eukaryota; Metazoa; Rotifera; Eurotatoria; Adinetida; Adinetidae
Source: the annotation of a GenBank genome assembly
AUGUAUAUGUACAGAUAUGAGAAACGUGUGAAAUAUUAUGGACACAUUGAAAAUAAUGAUGAGUUGAUUCAUGCAUAUGGUGAGGCUCUCAAACAAGCACAAGUUGGAUUGGAGACAGCCUUCAUCGUGGAUGGACGUGCAGCAUUGAAUUCAACCGAUGAUGUCAAAGUCGUUGUUACCAGUCCAUCGAAACAUAAUUAUCAUAUGAAAAUUAUUAACAAUCGUGAUGGAACGUGGACAGUUAGUUAUAUUCCAACGGAAGUUGGCGAAACGUAUAUUGAUAUUUUUCUUGGCACUGAACUUGUUUAUGGAAGUCCGUUUAAAGUGAACAUAUUCGAUAUCAAUCAGAUUCAUGUUUCAAAUAUCGAUGGUGGUGUUGUGGGACACUUGGUGAAAUUUUUCAUUGAUGCAAGUAAAGCGGGUGUUGGUCAACUAGAGAUUGUUGUUCAGGAUGGUUUAUUACCAUGUAAUGC